AACUGUCGAGUUUGUACCAGUGAGGGGGGGAGUCAAAGAGGGACAGUGAGAUUCAUUCAGAAAUUUAAAGGUGGACGGUCAAUGGAGAGCAGAAAAGAGAAAAAGCAGAAUUCUCGCGAGAAAAUGACAGAUAUGUCCUCACCAUCGCCACCAUCACCAACGCCAACAUCACAAACACCCGUCCAUUAGGACUCUUUCUCCCCCACAAUUUGGUCCCUCUCUCUCUCUCUUUUUUUUUUUUUUCUUUUUCUUUUUUCUUUUGAGCUUUUGGAGUUUGGUUUUCAAUCGAAACCCUAGAGAAUUUGAGUCUCUUUGCUGUCUCUCUGUUCGAGAAUGGACUGAUUUUCUGCUUUUUUUUUUUUUUUUUUGAAACUUGACGGGGGGAGGGGGGGGAUAGAGAGAGGUUUUGUUGUCUGUGCGGAGGGAAGAUGUCUCGCCAAACGACGUCGACUCAUUUUCAUAAAUCCAAGACGCUUGACAAUAAAUACAUGCUCGGGGAUGAGAUUGGGAAAGGAGCAUAUGGCCGGGUUUACAAAGGCUUGGAUUUGGAGAAUGGAGAUUUUGUUGCAAUUAAACAAGUCUCUUUGGAGAAUAUUGCUCAGGAGGAUCUUAAUAUCAUCAUGCAAGAGAUUGAUCUCUUAAAGUGGCCCCUGAAAGCAAAGCUUAAGGAACUCCUUCUCUUACAGAAUUUGAACCACAAAAAUAUUGUGAAAUAUCUUGGAUCGUUGAAGACAAAAACUCAUCUUCACAUAAUUCUUGAGUAUGUGGAGAAUGGCUCCCUUGCUAACAUCAUCAAGCCUAAUAAGUUUGGCCCUUUUCCAGAAUCUUUGGUGGCUGUUUACAUUGCUCAGGUUUUGGAGGGUCUGGUAUAUCUCCAUGAACAAGGUGUUAUUCAUCGGGAUAUUAAGGGUGCAAAUAUAUUGACAACCAAGGAGGGACUUGUCAAACUUGCUGAUUUUGGUGUCGCCACAAAACUAACUGAGGCUGAUGUUAACACACAUUCAGUUGUUGGAACACCAUACUGGAUGGCUCCGGAGGUGAUUGAAAUGUCCGGGGUUUGUGCUGCUUCUGACAUUUGGAGUGUUGGCUGCACUGUGAUUGAACUUUUGACAUGUGUUCCUCCAUACUAUGAUCUACAGCCUAUGCCAGCUCUCUUUCGUAUUGUUCAGGAUGCUAGACAGCGGCCUGAUGCCAAGACCCUACUGUCUCAUCCUUGGAUACAGAAUUAUAGGCGUGCUUUGCAGUCAUCUCUUCGUCAUAGUGGAACAAUAAGGAACGUACAACAAGAUGCUUCCAUUGAUUCAGAAGAUGCUAAUGAAGAGAAUCAGAAUUCUGCUGAUAUCCUUCCUGCAGAGAAAGUUGGAGGAGCUGAAGCAGUGGGGACCUUGACUCCCAAAAGGAGUUACCAUUGGCAGAAGUUGCUGAUUUUGGAGAGACUGAUAAAGAUCAUUCUUCGAGCUGUAAGCUUGUGA
Molecule: messenger RNA, 1472 nt
Organism: Carica papaya (papaya)
Lineage: Eukaryota; Viridiplantae; Streptophyta; Magnoliopsida; Brassicales; Caricaceae
Source: RefSeq, a predicted model, not a curated record